AGCUUACAAAUGAACUACCUCACUUCGGAACGAUAUCACGUAAUAUACCCGUUUUAAACUAUACAUAUCCAGUUUUGGGAAAAAUUAUCAACCCGGAGGUUUUUGGAACCAUAAAAAAUUCGCACCUCCGAAACCUUACACCCAAAAAUUGAUUUGGUGGGGUUAUUAUUGGCUCUUUACCGUAAGUAUAAAUAGUUACGAAUUUUCCAAUAUUAGUGUGAAAUAUUUCAAUUUUUGAUCUCUGAAUUGCUUUUGAUAAUCAGAAGUUGGUAUAGUAGAAUUUAUUGCAAAUAUGGCUGAAAUUAAGAAAAUUAAGGUUAAGAACCCCAUUGUUGAAAUGGAUGGGGAUGAACAAACUAGAAUUAUUUGGCAAUUCAUUAAGGAUAAAUUAAUUUUACCAUAUUUGGAUAUUGAUUUGAAAUAUUAUGAUUUAGGUAUUGAAUACAGAGAUCAAACUGAUGAUAAAGUUACCACCGAUGCUGCAAAUGCCGUUUUAAAAUAUCAAGUCGGUGUUAAAUGUGCUACUAUUACCCCAGAUGAAGCCAGAGUCAAGGAAUUUAACUUGAAAAAAAUGUGGUUAUCUCCAAAUGGUACUAUCAGAAAUAUUUUAGGUGGUACUGUUUUCAGAGAACCAAUUGUUAUUGAAAACAUUCCAAGAAUUGUUCCAACUUGGAACAAACCUAUUAUUAUUGGUAGACAUGCUUUUGGUGAUCAAUAUAAGGCUACUGAUAUUAUUGUUCCAGGAGCUGGAGAAUUAUCAUUAGUAUUUAAGCCUGCUGAUGGUUCAGAACCUCAAACUUAUAAAGUUUAUGAUUUUGAAAAUGCUGGGGUUGCUUUAUCUAUGUAUAAUACUGAUGAAUCAAUUCUUGCAUUUGCUGAAAGUUCAUUCACAUUAGCCUUAGAACGUAAAUUGAAUUUAUUUUCUUCUACCAAAAAUACUAUUUUAAAGAAAUAUGAUGGUAGAUUCAAAGAUAUCUUUGAAGAUUUAUAUGCUACUAAGUAUAAGACAUUAUUUGAUGAAGCUGGAAUUUGGUAUGAACAUAGAUUAAUUGAUGAUAUGGUUGCUCAAAUGUUAAAGUCUACUGGUGGUUAUAUCAUUGCUAUGAAGAAUUAUGAUGGUGAUGUUCAAUCAGAUAUUGUUGCUCAAGGUUUUGGAUCUUUAGGUUUAAUGACAUCAGUUUUAGUUACUCCUGAUGGAAAGGCUUUUGAAGCUGAAGCUGCUCAUGGUACCGUUACAAGACAUUACAGACAACAUCAACAAGGUAAAGAAACUUCAACCAACUCCAUUGCUUCUAUUUUUGCUUGGACUAGAGGUAUAAUUCAAAGAGGUAAAUUAGAUGAAACACCAGAAGUUGCUAAAUUUGCUGAAGAAUUAGAAAGAGCUACCAUUGAAACUGUUUCAAAAGAUCUUAUUAUGACUAAAGAUUUAGCCUUGACUCAAGGUAAAACCGACAGAUCUUCUUAUGUUACCACUGAAGAAUUUAUUGACGGAGUUGCUAAAAGAUUAAACAAGAACUUAGGUUAUUAGAUUAAUCCGUGAAGUGAGUGUUCUAACAAUAUAAAGUGUCAAUAUUUAUUUAACUACAUAUAAAAAAAACUUUUAUGUAUGAAA
Scheffersomyces amazonensis is the source of this 1612-nucleotide messenger RNA. It is a transcript of the gene IDP2, whose product is annotated as isocitrate dehydrogenase (NADP(+)). Gene Ontology annotation, cellular component: mitochondrion. The record is from RefSeq and is a predicted model, not a curated record. Lineage: Eukaryota; Fungi; Ascomycota; Pichiomycetes; Serinales; Debaryomycetaceae. The transcript has a single exon. Gene Ontology annotation, molecular function: NAD binding; magnesium ion binding; isocitrate dehydrogenase (NADP+) activity. Bases 293 to 1528 code for a protein of 411 amino acids. Gene Ontology annotation, biological process: NADP+ metabolic process; isocitrate metabolic process.